UGCUUAUGAGGCAGGCGAGAGCGGCCUUAGCAACGGUUUCUGAACUGUGAAGACAGCGGUUGGGCUGUGCUGCCGGCGGCUGAGAUAGGGAGGUCCCGGCUGAGGGCACCGGUUGGUGACAUGGCAUCCACAAGUUCAGACCAAUGGAAGAAAAGAGCAGCAAAACUUGAAUUGAAUGAAACCCAAAAGCAAGAAAUUAAAGAGGCCUUUGAUUUAUUUGAUGUUGAUGGGUCUGGAACCAUAGAUGUGAAAGAAUUGAAGAUUGCAUUGCAAGCCUUAGGAUUUGAACCAAAGAAAGAAGAAAUUAAAAAAAUGAUAGCUGAAAUCGACAAAGAAGGAAAUGGCACCAUUAAUUUUGAAGAUUUUUUUGCCAUAAUGAGUGUAAAAAUGAGUGAGAAAGAAGAAAUAUUGAAGGCUUUCAAAUUAUUUGAUGAUGAUGAUACUGGAAGCAGAACACUAAACAAUAUCAAGAGGGUUGCUAAGGAACUAGGGGAAAAUUUAACAGAUGAUGAACUUCAGGAAAUGCUUGAUGAAGCUGAUCCUGAUAGGGAUGGAGAAAUAAGUGAGGAAGAAUUUUUGAGGAUGAUGAAAAAGACCACUCUUUAAUACUUUUUUAAAUCCCUCUGGAAAGUUAAUAACUUUGUAUUUGUUAUACAGUUCCAUAAUAUCUGAAUGUAUUUGUUGUCAAUUUCUAAUUUAUUUGUGCAAAUUGGUGUUUUGAUGUGUAAUCCAUGCAAGAAGUUAGGCUUCUGUCAACAUGUUGUUAAACAUCUACAGCAUCAAGAAAGAAAUAUAAUGAUUUCUGUGAAUCGUGAAUCCAAAACCAGUAUUAAUUCCAACUGCUACUUUUUGGAGUCUCAGCAUCUAAAGACUUAGAAUUUUUUUUAGGUUUAAUGAAACUGAGCCCACAUCCAAUUGAAUUUGGCAAACAGGCUAUUACUUUCCCCAUUAUUUUCCUUUUGUGCAACUCUUUAAAAACUGUUAAACAUUUGAUUUUUAAUCAGUUAUUCAGAUAUGUAAAGUAUUAAAUAAAAUUGCCUAGUAAUACUUUAUUUGCUAGUUUUCUUAUUAUAAAGAAAGGCACUUAUACUACCCAGAUUUUCUUGUAAGUUUGACCCUGCAGGUGAGCAUUUAAUGACUGUCUUGGGAGGUGGUAGGGAUUUUACAUAUGUUAUCUCAGUUAAUAUGUUACAACUUGGAAGCUGGUGGUAUUAGCUCCAUUUUACUACAUACAAGAAAAGUAAAGUUCAGAGAAAUUUAAAAAUUGCUCAAUUGCUCAUAGAUAAUAAAACAUGGAUUAUAAAUCUUGUAUCCUUAUGCUUCAUUAUGAAGCUUUGCUAUGGAUAAAAACUCUCAGGGUAAUUAUAUAUUUUCUAACUCA
Molecule: messenger RNA, 1381 nt
Organism: Herpailurus yagouaroundi (jaguarundi)
Lineage: Eukaryota; Metazoa; Chordata; Mammalia; Carnivora; Felidae
Product: centrin-4-like
Exons: 5
Coding region: 121-606 (161 amino acids)
Cellular component (GO): myosin II complex
Molecular function (GO): calcium ion binding
Source: RefSeq, a predicted model, not a curated record